Dromaius novaehollandiae (emu) is the source of this 9098-nucleotide messenger RNA. RefSeq names its product inositol polyphosphate-4-phosphatase type II B (gene INPP4B). The record is from RefSeq and is a predicted model, not a curated record. Gene Ontology annotation, molecular function: phosphatidylinositol-3,4-bisphosphate 4-phosphatase activity. NCBI's taxonomy places the organism in Eukaryota, Metazoa, Chordata, Aves, Casuariiformes, Dromaiidae. The transcript is spliced from 28 exons. Bases 615 to 3890 code for a protein of 1091 amino acids. Gene Ontology annotation, cellular component: cytoplasm.
CGGUCUCGCCUCCUCCAGCAGCAGCAGCAGCGGGUCACCUCUGCGCGGCUGUGCUGCGCUGCGCUGCGCUGCCGGCCGCAGGGGCUGCCGCGCCGCGGGCUGCGAGAGAGGGCGGAGGCAGCUCGCGGUCCCCUCGUCGCCGCGGGCGCCGGGGCGCUACCUGCAGGACUGCCGGCGAGCCGCCGCCGCCGCCGGGCUGCGGUGACAUUGGGAGGAGACUGGGCUGAGGGCGGCGCCGGGGGCAGGGGCGCUGGUGGCCGCGGCCGGUGCGAGCCGCAGCUUGCCCCCACUGUGGCGGCGGGGAGGGGGCGGCGGGCGGCGCGGGUUCGGCUGCCCGGCGCGGCCGCCGGGGCGCUCAGCCCUUCGUCUCCUCUCGCUGUGUCGGGGCUGGAGGCUCCGGACUAUAAAUAGCAGGUUACCCGGCCGCCGGGCGCCGCACGCACGCACCGGGAGGAAAGUGCCGCGCAGGUCGCCCCGCCGGGCGGGCGCCCAGCCCCGAGCCAGUUGACCUUCAUAUGCCCUGCUUAGAUCUUGCUCAGCUUGAACACGCUAAUUAGCAUCAUUAUUGCCCUACUUCAUCUCUUGCUCGUCCUCAUCUCUUCCCUGGCAAUCCAAUGAGAUUCAAUGCUAAAGAUCUGGCUUUGCUGGCCAGGCGGCCAUCGGGUUGUUUUGACAAGGAAGGAAAACUGAAGAUUUGCAGAGUGGUUGGAGAUGAAAAAUUACUAGAACCGAGAGAGAGAUGGUGCCGACUGAAAGGAAAUCUGCUUUUUCUAAUGAAAAAUAAGACUUCUGAAGCCUCUGAAGUGGUAAUCCUGGAGCGGUGCUGGAUUGUGGAGUUCAGGAGUAAAACAGAUGUUUCAAUAGUCCUCAAGUUUCAGAGUGGAGAACCAGAUCUUUACCUUGAAGCUGCAUCAAAGCCAGAUUGUGAAUCCUGGGCUGCAGCACUUGGAGAAGCAAACUCGGAAGGGUUGCGGAAUAAAAUUCAGCAGCUCCGGAGGCUGAUCAUGGAAAUCAAAGAGGAGAGGUCAGCAGACGAAGCACGGCAGUUUGUCCCUUCAUCGCAAGUAGACAGUCUAGGAGAGCCACAGUUUACAAGUAUUCAGAGAAUCGCAAAUGAACCAAAGCUGGAGUUCAGUCUUGCAUGCAAGGAUCUAGUGGCUGCUACCCGUGAUCGGAAGCUGAAUACGUUUAUACAAGUCUCGGUUGUGCAUCCAGCAGAGCACAUUCUGACAAGGUAUUCCAGCACUGAAAUCGUGGAGGGAACAAGAGACCCACUGUUCCUGACUGGUGUGACAUUCCCACCGGAAUACCCCAUCUAUGAGGAGACUAAAAUAAAACUAACGGUCUAUGAUGUCAAAGAUAAAUCUCAAGACACGGUCUGCACCAGUGUCCUACCUGAUCACAAGGAGCCAAGAACAGAUGUUGGACGAAGCUUCCUGGGUUGUACAACUUUUAGAGUAGGAGACUUAGUGAAGUCAAAGGAGCAACAGUUGACCCUUACCUUGAGGACUUCUGAUGGUGGAAAGACAGUUGGUACCAUUGAAGUCAAUCUUGUGAAGAUGGGAGAGAUAGAGGAUGGGGAAGCAGACCAUGUCACAACAGAUGCACAGGAUCAAAAGUUCCUCUGUUUUCUGCCCUUGAAGUCCCGUCCACGUGGAUUUUUGUUAAGUGCAACCUGUGCCCACAAUACUGAAAACCUGGACAGAAUGACAGACAGGCGAGCCAAAGAAGAGUGUGCAUUGGUUCGUGAAUGUACAGCCCCUGAAGGUGUAAGUGGUAAAGACAACUUACCUUUACUAAAUGCAGUGUUAAAAAACCCAAUCUGUAAGUUAUAUAGAUUCCCUACUUCUGACAACAAGUGGAUGCAGAUCCGAGAACAGAUGGCUGAGAGCACCCUCUCUUUCCAUGUUCCUAAAGAACUGAUCAGUCUGCACAUAAAGGAGGAUAUGAGAAGGAAUCAGGAACUUAAAGAGUUGGGAGAGCUUGCUCCUCACUGGGACAAUAUGCGUAAAAAUGUUAUUGCUCACUGUGAUCAGAUGUUGAGCUUGUACCAGGAUACUCUUGCAGAGCUUGGAAAGCAUACAGGUUCUUCCUUCAAAUCAAGCUGUAGCAAAGGAGAAAAAACAUUAGAGUUCAUUCCAAUAAAUCUCCAUCUGCAAAGAAUGCAUGUGCAUACUGCUCGCUUGAAAGAUGCUGUGUACGAUGUCAUCACCGUGGGAGCCCCGGCCGCGCACUGUCAGGGAUUUAAGAAUGGCGGUCUCCGGAAACUGCUGAGUAAAUUUGAGGCAGAAAGGCGAAAUACUGGAUACCAGUGUAUUUAUUAUUCACCUGAAAACACAGCCAAGGCAAAAGAAGUUCUCAGCAACAUCAAUCAUCUACAACCUCUCAUAUCAAGCCAUGCAGACCUGCUGCUUAAUUCUGCAAGCCAGCGUUCUCCAGACAGCUUGAAGAACUCUUUAAAGAUGCUUUCAGAAAAAACAGAGUUAUUUGUGCACGCAUUUAAGGAUCAGCUGGUGAGAAGUGCCCUUUUAGCACUAUACACAGCCCGGCCUGGCUGUGUCCUCAAGAAACCAGUCACGCCCAGAAACAGUGUGGAAGAAGGGGGUGAUUCACAGCAUCAGGAUCAUCCUUCUCAGAUUAAACGACAGGACUCUAUACCUCAUCAUUCUGAGUACGACGAGGAAGAGUGGGAUAGGGUGUGGGCCAAUGUGGGGAAGAGUUUAAACUGCGUUAUUGCCAUGGUGGACAGACUGCUUGAAAAGGACAACAGCAGCAGCAUUAAAGAAGGUGAAGAUGACCCUUCACCAGCAGACCGCAAGAUAUCUCAUACAGGUGGUGACUGGUAUGAACAGCUUUAUCCCCUGGUGAUUACGCUGAAGGACUGCAUGGGAGAGGUGGUGACCAGGGCGAAGCAGUCGAUGACAUUUGUUCUGCUCCAAGAACUUGCAUGCGGUUUGCCACAAUGUUUGAUGUUGACCCUAAGGAGAGACAUUGUCUUUAGUCAAGCGCUCGCUGGAUUGGUCUGCGGCUUUAUAAUCAAAUUGCACGCAGGUUUACAUGACCAAGGCUUUUUACAACAGCUUCAUACUGUGGGAUUGCUUGUGCAAUAUGAAGGACUCCUUAGUACAUAUAGUGAAGAAGCAGGUAUGCUGGAAGACAUGGCUGUGGGAAUUUCAGAUUUGCAGAAAGUGAUGUUUAAAAUCAUUGAAGCCAAAUCAGAAGACUUUUUGCCUAUUAUAAGUGGAAGGCGUGAACAUUAUGUUAUAGAGGUCCAGCUUCCAGCAAAGAUGUUUGAGUUGCUGCCGCAAGAGAUUAAAGAAGGAAAGCUGCUUCGCAUGUAUCCAGUACUCUUUAAUGUUGGAAUCAAUGAACAGCAAACGCUUGCAGAGAGGUUCGGAGAUACCACUUUGCAGGAAAACAUUAACCAGGAAAACUUAGAACUUCUGAAAGAAUAUUACAAGCUGUUUACAGAAAAAAUGCCUCCUGAUUGCCUACCACAUUUUCAAGAACAAAAUGACUUAAAGGGAUUACUAGAAAACCUCCAUCAAAAUAUCCAGGCCAAAAAGAGAAAGAAUGUAGAAAUCAUGUGGCUGGCUGCAACGAUUUGCCGCAAGCUGAACGGGAUCCGCUUCACCUGUUGUAAAAGUGCCAAGGACAGGACAUCCAUGUCAGUGACGCUCGAGCAGUGCUCCAUCUUGAGGGACGAGCAUCAGCUGCACAAGGACUUCUUUAUUCGGGCGCUGGAUUGCAUGAGAAGAGAAGGAUGCCGCAUAGAGAAUGUACUGAAGAAUGUCAAAUGCAGAAAGUAUGCAUUCAACAUGAUACAGCUGAUGGCUUUCCCAAAGUACUACAGACCUCCAGAAGGGACAUAUGGAAAAGCUGACACCUAAGUUUAACAAAAAUGUAAUCAGGAACAUACAUCUAUGCUAAUUAGUGAUUAUAAAAAUUGCUGUUUAUGAGUUAUUAAUUGGCAAUGUGUAACAGUUGAGAUGUUAUCUUUAUCAGGUUUUAUCAUUUUAGAAUAAGUGCAACUAUCAUUAUGAAAUAAAACAUCAUGAAAAAGUAGUGGACUGAAUGUUCUCAAAAAUAAAUACGUUCAGCUUUUCUGCACAAAUUUGAAACUUAGUAUGACCCAUUAGCCAGCUGGAAAUACUUUUUGAGUAGUUUGAUAGAAGAUCAAAAAGGGAAAUGUGGAUUGCUAUAGGAAUUGAUGUUAGCAAUUUAGAAGGUGGCAUUUUUGACUCUGAACCAAAAUCUGAGAUUUAAGGGUUCUCUUCCUGCUGCAAAUAGUGUUUUUCGGGAAAAACAUAAAGUCUAGGUUUUGAUCACUAAUGAUCAAAUCCUCCAUAGAACUGUUUAUGAAAGAUGCUAAUCUUAAUCUCUGGGCUGAAUAUAGAUUUGGUAAUUACAUGUUGCUUCUUUAGAUAAGCAUCAUAACUACAUGAUAUAUUUUUAAUAAUUACAGCAUGUAAUUUCAUUCUGGUUCCUUGCAGUUCAUUUGGAUGUAUCAUUCUUGGGUUUCUGAACCAUAGCCAAGUACCACCUGUUUCACUUGCACAUAAAUCACAGUGAAAUCAGGGAGAUUAAUUCUUCAGGUAAGAUGACCUGAAUUUGACCUGUCAUGUUGCUGUUUACCAUAAACCGUGAAAACUAAAUUUUUGUUAGCAGUAGGUAAAAUAGAGUUGUUUAUAUAUAGGUGUUAACAUAUAUUUUUGGGCUGUAAGAAUGUGUUUUUACAAAGCCUAAUCAUUAUAAUUAGGGUAACCUGCUAUAUUAAGACUAGUUAGCUACUACAGCUGACUUAUUACAAAUCUGUAAUGCUGCAUGUAGACAUUCUAGGACAAGAGACAACCAUCAACUUUAAUUUUAAUGCUCCUGCCAGCUUGUGUUAGUCUUAAAUUCGUCUUGCAGAGAGCAUUGGUGUUUUUUAAUUGUAUUCAUCAAUUUCCUUCUGCCCCCCCCAAAAUACAAUUAAAAAAAAAGUAUUCACUUGACCUUUAUGUAAUAAAUACUUUCAUUCUGAAAAAAAAUAUAUAGAACAGAAAUACAAGAAUUUUAUCCAAAUGAAACUGCAUUGGAAAUUUAAGGAUCUGUAGGAACACGUAUUUGCCAAGGAUGAAGAGGUUAAUGUUUGCUUGCUCUUAUAGAAGCCGCAGAAAUCUUGAUGCAUGAUGAAUUAACAUGUUCUUUUUAAUCCAUUAAGAUACUGGGUAUAAAUCUAUUGCUGUAUUAAUAAAAUAUGUAUUUAAGAGCCUGAUCCUGCAAAUUAUAAUUGGGUGACUACAUGAAAAUGAUCUGGCAUGUGAGUAAAAAUAAACCUACCUUGUAUAUUUGCAAGAUCAGGCUUUUGGCCAGCUAGUAAAACAUCAGGAAGAGAUCCUCAUUCCAAAAUUCGCUGACUUCAGUGAAGCCCGGAAUUCACCAAUCUGAUAUAUUUACAUAAUGAAUUGGAACAGUUUUUCAAAGUAAAAUAUAUCACUUGAAUAGUGUUUUGGUGCAUUUAUUGUUUGUUCAUGUUAUAUGCCUCCAUUAGAAUGUUCUGUCAUGCAUGGCUUUUUUUCCUGUUAGAAUGUAUUGCUUUGCAGUAGAUGUCAGAAGAGUCAGCACUGUGUUAUAGAUAAGAUCAGGCAGACGAGAAUAUAAUGCCGUGAUUUUUCCUGUCAUAUACCAGUAGAAGCAGACACUACUCAGUGGGAGGAUGGGUGGAUGUGUGCAUAGAUUUGUGUUUGUAUUUGGGUAUUUAACCAUUACACAGCUGACCUGUACAAAAUCUUAUUUGUGGGUUUAUAGAACAUAAGUCUUCCUAAGAAAGUAAUAUUCUGUUCUGUUAAUCUGAUUGCUACAUUAGCCCUUACUAUCCUUUCUGACAUGUUUAUUAUUAAUGUUAAAAAUAUAUAUAUAUACUUACACAGUUUAGAAAUAGUGGUAAAUUCCUCAUGCAACUCUGAAAUGAUCCCAUAGGUGUAUAAUAGAGAAUGAUAGCCUUUCUACGGUAAUUUUAAACAAUCUGCAAAAUUCUUUAGUGGGAUGGUAUUCUCUGGUAAGUACUGUAGGUUCCUAUAGUACUUUACCUCAAUCCCCGUGGGCAUUCUGACAAGUUCAAAAUAUGAUAUUCUGUAGAUUUCUUAUCAGGAAAGCCCUCUUUCAAGAUCUUUCCUCAGCAUUUAAAUCACAUUUGGGAUCUAAAUUGCCAUCGAGGCCAUAAUGUUACCUUUAUAUUUAAGAAGUUUUCAGUAGUGAAGCCACAUUAGUGCACAAAAUCAUUAAUUUUCUAUCCUUAUCUUAGCAGCCACUCCCAGCAUGCCCUUGUGAAAUUAAAUCAUCUGUUACUUGUUAAUGAUAAUUAGAAAAAUACCACAGUGCACUGCAGUGAGAUUUUUUUUCGGGCUUGGGCCAUUACGGAAGUGUAGUUUGGGUUUUGUUUUAAACAAGGCUGAACUCUUAUGCCAAGUUUUUGAUCUGAACAUCUUUUUGUACGUUACUAAGACCCUUUUAAAACCUGCUGACAGAGCUCCAAGUGUCCUAAAAGAAACUUGUUACUUCAGUACUGGAAUAUGCGUUAAGCUCAAUAUUUCCUCGUUCACUUCCAAAGAGCGAUUCUCACUGCCUCCUGCCGUUUAUAAAGGCAGAGGCUUUGUUUACCAAAAAUGAGUUAUCAGCUAAUCGUUGAUGCAGAACUAGUGUUUUUUUCUGGUUUGACUUUUAUAAAGAAACAGAAAGAAGUUUUUGCUGCAGGUUAAUAGUUAUGUUACAAAUUAGAGUGUAUUUACUGUGUGUAGCAGCCACGUUCAAGCCCUGUGUAUUGUUUGAGUGCUUAACAGAGGAGAUCUUGCACAUGUACUUGUAGUUCACUGUAAAUAUCAGAGGAGUAAUAUUUUUAUGAGCAGGCUUACACCAUUUGCUUGCAAAGGGUUAAGGGAAACAUAGUGAUUUUAGUGGCAGAUUCAUGGAAAAUAUAUCUGCUUUCUUAAAACUUUUGUAAGGUAUGAAAUAUUCUAUUCCGAGGGAAGGACAAUAUUCAAGGGCUAGAAGAUUAAUUUUUAAAUGCAUCUCUUGCAUCUAAAACCACAUCCUGCCCCUCUAAUUCAACAAAGAUAUUUAUAUAAAUACAGCAAUUGGGAUCUGCCUUGAGAAAAACUGAAGGGCUUCUAGCUUUGAGUAUUUGUACAGUGCAUUGUUACAUGCUCAUAUGAGUUUUUUUAUACCACAGAUUAGCAUCUAAAUAGAAAACUAGUUUAACAUGCCUAGAAAAGAGGGGAAAGGAAAGUUAAUGUAAUGUUUUCUCAGAGAUUAUUGUAACAGUGCUAUAAUAUGUAACAUGCAUAGACCUGGCAUUAGUAAGCAGCCAGGUCUUUUCUUCUAAAAUCUUCUUUUGGGGAGUUCUUAUCAAUGUUUAUACUUUUUUUUUUUUUAAUGGGGCAAUUAGGAAACAGAGAAAUUUUUAAUUACGUUAUCUGAUUUUGUCUAUGUGAAGCUGUGUAUUUUGAUGGAAUAGUAGCAAUGUAUGUGCUACAAAGAAUAAAUAAUAUAGAAGGAUAGCUGAAGCCAACAAAAUAAUAACUAAGAGCAAGCCUUAAUGAAGUCCUUUGCAUUGUUAAUUUUUGCACUGUCCAAACUUUUGGCAUUAUGUAAGUAAAGCAAGGAAGUUAAAGAACAAACUUUUGUGUGUAAAACAAUCAAUCUUGAUGAAAAUUGUUAUUUUAGGUGAAUUAAAAUGUAAUGGUAUUCUAAAUCAUCAUUAGCAAUUUAGGUGCAAAGAAGUGCAGCAUAUUAUUUUGGAGUCUAGUGUAUAAUACUCCUAUUUUGAUAUUCGGAAAACAAACUCAUUUACAUUUCUCAUUUCAAAAAACGUUCCAGGAAAUCCUAUAGUCAGCUGAUCAAAACAAAAACAGGAAAUGCACUGAACAUCACCAGAUGUAACAAACAAAUUGUGUUAAAAUCUAUGCAGCAAAAUUACUUGUGUGAGUUAAUGGAUGUAACCAGUUAACAAUCUUAAACAUAUAUUGUGUCAGUUGGCUAUGUUGUAGACUUGAAACCAUUGAUAUCUCUGUAUUUAUGCUUUUUUAUUGUAAAGAGGAAGUAUACUGUACAGGCAAUACCAUGAGACAUGAGUUUUCAUCUUGUUCUUCACUUAUUUGCAGCUUAAAAGCAGGUGUUUACAUUCAAAGUGCUUUAAAGUCAUUAACUGUUCUUUAAAACAGAGACUUGCCUUGUAGAAUGCAUGUUUUCAAAAAAGCAUCACAAACUGUUUUGUUUAAAAAAAAAAAAAAUUCACAGAUUUCAGUCACUAGAACAUGAAUGGCUUUGUCUUUAAUCAUGCAAUACAUCAACAAUGAUUGCAUUGUGUUGCCGGAGGGUUCAGCUUCCACUCUGCAGCACUCAAACAUUUUUUUUCUUUCUCUCAAUAUCAUCUACUGAAUAAGUAGUAGAACAAACUAAGAAAAAAUUAAGCAUAUUACUGAUCAUCCAAGAAUAACAGUUGUAUUUGCUCAAAUAUACAUAAGACUGAAUACUUCGUAAUGUAUAAAACAGAAGACACUUGUAAACCAAUGUAUCCAUAUUCCAAAGAGCUUAAAAACAUAAAACAUGAGUGUUUGUGUGCUGACAGGGAGAAAGGAUUAUGGUAGAAAGGGUAUGAUAAUAGAGUGCUCUCACUCUGUGGGGUUUGGAGCAGUGGGAUUAGGAUCACGCUACUCUAAUUUAGACAUCUGACUUUUGGCAAUGGUGUUUUGUACUCUUUCCAUUUGGCAUGCAAAUUACUUCAAAAGUUGUCAGCUCUUCUGUUUUGCUUAUGAAGAAUCUGACUUCAAAAUUUCUAAAACCCCAGGUUACUUUGGUACUCAUUUUCAUUUGGUGUAGCUGUUCCACUGUAAUGGUCCUGUCUCUCUCUCUGGAGUGCAUGGGGCUAUUUGUAUUAGUAACAAUAAUAGGACUUCAGUCCACAGUGUGUUUAAUUCAGAGAAAUGAAGCACAACUAAGCAAUUCAACUUCUUCUGUACUGCAGGAUUUAGCAUUUUGUUUCAUUGCUGUCUGUAAACCAUGUCCAUUGUACACUGUGUGUAUAUUUUUAUUUAAAUAAAUGUGAUGUUUAUUUUUUA